Conger conger (European conger) is the source of this 2717-nucleotide messenger RNA. RefSeq names its product homeobox protein Hox-B3a-like. The record is from RefSeq and is a predicted model, not a curated record. The coding region runs from base 884 to 2116 and encodes 410 amino acids. Gene Ontology annotation, molecular function: DNA-binding transcription factor activity, RNA polymerase II-specific; RNA polymerase II cis-regulatory region sequence-specific DNA binding. The transcript has 4 exons. NCBI's taxonomy places the organism in Eukaryota, Metazoa, Chordata, Actinopteri, Anguilliformes, Congridae. Gene Ontology annotation, biological process: regulation of transcription by RNA polymerase II. Gene Ontology annotation, cellular component: nucleus.
UUCAGGGAGAAGAGCAGAACCCAGAGCAGAAUCGCUGCAGACUUGUAGUGAGAGACCGCGCAUCUCCCCUUCUCCCCAGAACUCCCGUAGCUCGUCAUCCGCAAAAUGAGAAAGAAAAGAACCUGACUUUGCCAUUCAGAAAAAAAAUCUGUAUUUGCCCUCCCUUUCCGUCUGGAUACCACUCCUUUGAGCUUGUUUCGAUUUAGCACUGUGGAAUUCGGCGAUUGAAGCAUACCUUCGAAGGGACAAGAAACGAUAGAUAAUUAGGCAUUUUGGGUGGUGCCUGAAAGAAAAAGGAAAAAUGACAAGAGAGCGAGCAUUUUCAGAAACCCUAAAAACUUUUUCCCUUUUUUUGAGAACUCAUUUCAUGAGGAAAGUGCUUCAUUUCAGAAUUGGCUUUAAAACGAGCGAAGGUUGACGUAUGUGGGUCACGUGAGUGCAUUAUUCGAGCAUUAUUUUGGCAUUUGGAUGGAAAGGGCCUUGUCGUCUCGCGGCUGUGUUUCACCCAGUCACUAACUCUGCUAUUAACAACUGGCUGGUAAUAACACAACAAAUGGGAUAAGGUCGGGGUUUCGCACAUCGCUGACUAAAGAAGAUAAUUUGCGAUUUCUUUCAAUGCCUGGGAAAACAGGGCCUGGAUGAAUUCAGAUAAAUACAAUACAUAUGGAGCGAAUGAAAAAAUACGUUCGUUGAUUGAUCAUUAAUCUGUCCCUACAUCCCAUCAAGACGCAUUGCUCUUGUAUAAAAUAUUUCGGUGAAACAGGACAAAAUAUCGGUCAGCGUCCAAGAGGCCGUUGGAAAGAGUCAGUCACGUGACCUCUGGUGCCAAUGUUCUUCCAGAAGGUCGUCAGGACCCUGGUAGCCGGUGAAACUAUUUUCGGAAAUGCAGAAAACGACCUAUUACGACAACUCUACGCUUUUUGGAGGUUACUCAUACCAAGGGGCCAACGGAUUUGGCUAUGAUGCACCUCAGCCGGGCUACCAGUCUUCCGCACACCUGGAGAAUGACUACCAGAGGUCCGCCUGUUCACUACAGUCCCUUGGCAACGGCACCCAGCAGCAACCCGCAAAAACAAAGGAGCUCAAUGGGAGCUUUAUGCGCACUAGUCUGCCACCUGAACACCACCAAGCCCCCUCCGUCUCUCCUCCCCAGAAUCCCUCUAAUAGCACCAACAGCAGCUCGGCGCAACAUUCGAGCAACAGCGGCGGCAGCACUGUGAAAACAGCCCCCACGAAGACGUCAAGUCUCCCCCCUAACCCUACUCUCACCAAACAGAUAUUUCCAUGGAUGAAAGAAUCGAGGCAGAACUCGAAACAGAAAAACAGCUCGCCAAGCACAAGCACAGCUAAUGCGGAGAGCUGCAGCGGCGAGAAAAGCCCCCCGGGUUCUGCGGCAUCCAAAAGAGCGCGCACAGCAUACACGAGUGCACAGCUGGUGGAGCUAGAGAAGGAGUUCCACUUCAAUCGUUACCUGUGCAGGCCUCGACGCGUGGAGAUGGCCAACUUGCUCAACCUAAGUGAACGGCAGAUCAAAAUUUGGUUCCAGAACCGGAGAAUGAAGUACAAAAAAGAUCAAAAGUUGAAGGGAAUGGGCUCCCCCUCAGGUGGACCCUCGCCCACUGGAAGUCCUCCCCUUCCGAUGCAGUCGUCAGCUGGUUUUCUGAACUCCAUGCAUCCAAUGACUGGAAACUAUGACGCCCCCUCUCCGCCAUCUUUUAAUAAGCCCCACCAAAACGCUUAUUCCAUGUCUACAGCCUUCCCAAACCCCAUGAAAACCUGCCCCUCACAACAGAAAUAUGUUAACACGGCACCAGAGUAUGACCCUCACGGUCUACAGGGUAAUGGUAGCAGCUAUGGAACUCCUAAUAUCCAAAGUAGCCCCGUUUAUGUUGGAGGGAACUAUGUGGAUUCCAUACCGUCUUCGGGUCCGUCUCUGUACGGCCUUAACCACCUGCCACACCACCAGUCUAAUACCAUGGACUACAAUGGUGCUGCACAGAUGCCAACCAGCCAACAUCACGGACCAUGUGACCCCCACCCGACAUACACAGAUCUGUCAGCGCACCAUCCUUCUCAGGGUAGAAUACAGGAAGCGCCCAAGUUAACACAUCUGUAGCAGGUUUGGAAAUUAAAUGAUACUAACACAUGGGGCGCUGCAAUGGGACUAGAACAAUAAUCCAGUGGUUGCUUGUUGCUUUUUAAAAUCUCCUACUUGGUAUUGCACAAGUGUGAUAUCCUUAUUUACACUGUAUUUUUUAUUCAUUUGUUACGAAAGCCCGGUCCUAAAUUACGACAGGAAAACGUGCGUAUAGCAUAGGGCUAUAAUUUACCUUUGUUUUCCCGCCAUUUUAGAAGUAUUUGAAAAUAGAAGGUUGCAUAGCUUCUCAGCUUGUGCAACGACUUCAUGGAAGGGCGCAUAUUGAAAACUGCCCUGAAUACUACGAUGUAAUGUGAAACAUAUUAUGCUUUCUACAGGACAACCACUGGAUUAUUCUAAUUUACCUUCCCUUUUCAUAAUACCUCUCUUACUUAAACCCAUCACCUUAACCAACCCAAUUGUCACUUGAUAAUUUCACUAAUUUCAGAUACCAUAUGAAUGGAAAAUGGCACGUAUUCUUGCAAUUCAGAAUGUCUUUCCUUCCCAAUUUAGACAGUGGAUUGGUAUAUGUGUAAAACAACAAUAACGCCCAUUAAAAUUGGUGAAUCUUCGUAAAGUA